This is a messenger RNA of Aspergillus welwitschiae, 461 nucleotides long. RefSeq lists its product as uncharacterized. Lineage: Eukaryota; Fungi; Ascomycota; Eurotiomycetes; Eurotiales; Aspergillaceae. The record is from RefSeq and is a predicted model, not a curated record. Bases 115 to 390 code for a protein of 91 amino acids. The transcript has a single exon.
ACUGCACCAGAUCCUGGGCAGUCACACCAAAAAGGUACCGGCACGAGUCUAUGUUGAUAGCGAUGGUUGGUGCCCAAUGAUCACUCACUCACUGCCUCAUAUGACGGGCAAUGGAUGUGCUAUUUUUGUGGUUCCGUUAUUUUUUACAAUAGCCAAAGAGCCCUGUUCACCACAAGCGGGCCGAGACAGUCGACGACGCCUAGUAUAGAUCAAUGCAAACAAAGGGCACGAAGGACCGUGAGGGAAGGAACUAGCGGCCGAGAAGAGUCAAGCAGCAUGCCUUACACUGGCGGAGGGCAGGAGGGAAAAAAAAAAGAAAAGAGAGGCGAAGAAUAUCAUGCUGGCUCAGGUAUAGUCCGCUCAAAUAAACAGGGUGGGGCUGGUCAUUGAUAAUUAUUCCAGUCAAAGGGGAAGAAAAGGGUAAAGAGAGAGUGACAACAGAGACACCGUAGGGGCAAAAC